Molecule: messenger RNA, 3015 nt
Organism: Helicoverpa armigera (cotton bollworm)
Lineage: Eukaryota; Metazoa; Arthropoda; Insecta; Lepidoptera; Noctuidae
Gene: Septin1
Product: septin-1
Exons: 11
Coding region: 172-1311 (379 amino acids)
Biological process (GO): cytoskeleton-dependent cytokinesis; regulation of exocytosis; intracellular protein localization
Cellular component (GO): septin ring; septin complex; microtubule cytoskeleton
Molecular function (GO): GTPase activity; GTP binding; molecular adaptor activity
Source: RefSeq, a predicted model, not a curated record
AUGUAGUUUAAUAUAGUUGUCAAUUUGAGAGCAAAUGUUAGGGUGGAAGGUAUGACACAUUCAGUUUUUUCAUCCGCAUUUCCGUCUCUAAAAUAAAAUAUACACAGUAAUCAAGAUACCAGAACAGUGCGAAAGAAGAAUUUGACGAUUUCAAACACUGAAAGCCUCAUAAUGUCCAGUGAAACAGCUAACAAGAACUUCUCAAACCUGGAAACACCUGGGUAUGUUGGGUUCGCAAACCUCCCCAACCAGGUGCACCGCAAAUCUGUAAAGAAAGGUUUUGAGUUCACUCUGAUGGUGGUCGGUGAGAGUGGACUUGGCAAGUCUACUCUCGUCAACUCACUGUUUCUGACUGAUCUUUAUCCUGAACGUGUUAUACCUGAUGCUAUUGAGAAGACCAACCAGACGGUUAAGUUGGACGCGUCGACGGUGGAGAUCGAGGAGCGCGGCGUGAAGCUACGCCUCACCGUGGUCGAUACCCCAGGCUAUGGAGACGCUAUUGAUAACACUGAUUGUUUCCGGUCGAUAAUUCAAUACAUCGACGAACAAUUUGAGCGGUUUCUGCGAGACGAGAGCGGCUUGAACCGACGUAAUAUUGUCGAUAACCGCAUACAUUGCUGCUUUUACUUCAUAUCGCCGUUUGGACAUGGGCUAAAACCUCUGGACAUUGAGUUUAUGAAGCAACUGCAUAACAAAGUGAACAUCGUGCCAGUGAUCGCGAAGGCCGACUGUCUCACUAAGAAAGAGGUGCAGAGGCUGAAGACCAGGGUCAUGGAAGAAAUUGAGCGCGAAGGAAUCAAGAUCUACCCCCUUCCUGAUUGUGACAGCGACGAAGACGAGGAUUACAAGGAACAGGUGCGUCAACUAAAAGCGGCCGUGCCAUUCGCGGUGUGCGGCGCAGGCCAACAGCUGGAGGUGCGCGGGCGCCGAGUGCGCGGCCGCCUGUACCCGUGGGGAGUGGUCGAAGUCGAGAACCCGGAGCACUGCGACUUUAUUAAGCUCAGGACUAUGCUUAUCACCCACAUGCAAGACCUGCAGGAAGUGACGCAAGAGGUGCACUAUGAGAACUACAGGUCGGAGCGACUCGCGCGCAGCGGACAGGUGCCCAAGCGACACACGUCGACGGAGAGCGGUCUGAGCGAGGCUGACUCCAACGGAAUGACCAACGGAUCGGAAGACCCGAGCGACCGCGAGCGAGCUCUGCGUGAGAAGGAGGCGGAACUGCGUCGCAUGCAAGAGAUGCUGGAGCAGAUGCAGCGUCAGAUGAACCUGCAGGCUGCGAGCGGUACCAGCACCACUACCACCGCAUAGUGCUUGCACUCCGCACAGUUGGACAUUAGUACGGCUGUCCAGCUGCCGGCAACGUGCGACGUCGUCAACUCGAUACUUCGCGCCAUCCCCUACUGUGUUACUUCCAGCUAAAUGUAAUUGUCGUACGUCCUGUAACGUUCAUACAAAUAUGUCGCACGAUACCAGUUCAAUCGUAUUACAUCUGUUGACAUUGUAGUUAGAAAAUCGCCUAAAUAGAAUUAGUUUAGUCGUAGUUGCAGUUCCCGUCACUAGUAAUGAGUGUUGCCCUGUUAACUAUCCGGAGAAUUUCUACUAAAGUCGUAGUAAUUCGAAUGUGUUAACAAAGGCUUUAGGACGAAAUUGUCUUUAGGUUAAUUAUAAACCCAUGUGAGGUCUCCUAGAAAUUCCGUCAGUUGUAGUAAAAUUAGUGUACAAUAGUUAAGUGCAAUACUCAUAAAGGUCGUAGCUAUGUAUUUUUGUGAACAUUACAGAGUUAAGUAUUAUUUUGAUUACUCAAAUACUAUUUCUUUUUAUUAUUUUAUAGGACGAUAUUAUUAUAGGUAUAUCCAUAUCUAUAGACAAUAGAAUGUUUUAUCUCUCUAUAGUUAUAAGAAUGCAAUAUUUACACAGUGAUUCCUCAUUAAGAAACUUUUUAUCAAAAUAGAAAUUGUGAAAGUUUAUCAUUCGACCGCGAAAUAAAUACGAAAUAUUAGUCGAAUAUUUGUCUUCUGCAAAUGCAGAUUAAAUACUUUGCAGAAUCUCAAGUUUAUAGAUGCGUUCAGGUUAACUAUAUUGAUUGAUUUGAUGCGGAAAUAUUUCGAAUAUAAAAUGCACGAUAUGACAUAACAUAUUUGGUAGGCUAAUUUUAUAAUAAUAAUAAAGGCCUACAAAGGAUCAGACUUUGGUCUAUGCCUAUAAAAAAGCCCCAUGUCAAAUAUGUAACAGUAGGUUGUAAAAUGUGGCCUCACGAUGAUCUGACAUGCAUUUAUUAUUAUUUUUCUGUGCCAUUCUGUUCUGUAACAUAACUUAAUCUAAGUAAAUCUCGUUUAUUUCAGUAUUGUGUCUACCGAACCACCUUAACUACAAAUACAUCUAUUUUAAUUAUCGGUCUAAAAUGUUUUAUAUGAACUACUAAGAUUGGAUCUGCGAGUUUUUCUUAUCGAGAAUUAAUCCUGUCGAUGCAUUUUUCUCACACGACUAAAGUAUUAUUUUUACUUUGAUGACUGACAUUAUAUUUUAUUUGAGUAUUCCAUUUUUUGUAUUGUCAAUUUACUCUUUAAUAUUAGGAGAUUAGAAUAGUUUCCUACUUACUUAUAAGGAUUUAUUGGAAUGAUUGUAUCGAAUAGAAGGCUGAAAAUGCUCUUUGGAAAGUCUAAUUGAAUUGAAUUUUCAAAUUCUAACUUGAGUAGGUACUUAAAAUUCUUAGUAUCUCGUGUAUUUAGAAUUUAUUCCGAUGUUGGUGCAUUUAUUUUGUACUUUAAUUGUAUAUCACUGAAUCUAUCCACUAUUGUAAACUAAUUGAAGAAUCGAAUAAUAAUUAAUCAAAUAAAUCAUAGAACUUAAAUUGGUGCCAAAGUUUCGAAAUAUUAUUUUAAAAUUAUCUAAUUUUAAAUGUCUCUGAUUUUCCUGAUUGUGCAUUAUUAUCUAGGAACCCAUGUAAUUUUUGUGUAAAAGAAACCUCUAUGUAAUCAUAUUUUUAUAGUAAAUAUAAACGAAUCAUACCAA